Messenger RNA from Doryrhamphus excisus (bluestripe pipefish), 1159 nucleotides. RefSeq names its product sorting nexin 20 (gene snx20). NCBI's taxonomy places the organism in Eukaryota, Metazoa, Chordata, Actinopteri, Syngnathiformes, Syngnathidae. Gene Ontology annotation, molecular function: protein binding; phosphatidylinositol phosphate binding. Gene Ontology annotation, cellular component: early endosome membrane. The record is from RefSeq and is a predicted model, not a curated record. Gene Ontology annotation, biological process: protein transport.
UUGGGUAUUAUUUCAUGAGCUUGUGUUGUCUAUCAAGCACUGUUUCACUUCCUGGUGCACAGUAACAGAAAGUGAAGACGUUUCUGGAAGUUUUUCUCCAGUUUUAGUCGUCGACGAGCAGCAGGUGACACCAUGAGCGAGCCUACGGAGGUUAGCGGUUCCGGUUUGACCACAAAGGAGCUGCAGCAGAGGUGGAGAGAAGUGAAAGGGACGCAGCGACCACAUAAAGUGCUUUUCGACAUCCCGGCUAGUCGAGUUGUCGAGGAGCAGGACCCCCCCUGCAAAUAUGUGGUGUACCAGGUGGCAGUGAUGGUCUGUGGAAGUUUCAGCGCCCAACGUAUGUGCGUGGAGCGACGCUACAGCGACUUCUUCAGCUUCCAUCAAAAGCUCCUGGAGGAGUUCAGCGAGGAGCUAGAGGAGCUGGUGCUUCCCUGCAAAUUUAUGACGGGCACCGUAUGGGGGCGGGGCUUAGCCCUGCGGGACUACCUGAACCAGGUGUUUGCCGUGCGCUGCGUGCGACACUCGCCUCUCUUCCACGAAUUUCUCACCGGCAAGGAGCAGAGGCGGGCCAGGGCCCUGCUACGAGGCGGUCAGUUCAAGGCGGCGCUGGAGCAGCUACAGAUAGUUCUGCGGAUCCAAGAGAAUCUGACGCCAUGGCAGAGGCCCACCCUGUUGGUCCCCACUCUUGCCGCAAUUGCCGUAUGUCACCGGGACCUGGAGGAGCAUCGGGAGGCGGUGGCCGCAGCUCACCGAGCUCUGCCCACCGUCAGACGCUGGGGAAUGAGCGAGUACCGAGGAGGUCUUCUGGAAGUGCUGGUGGAUUUGAGCUACCGUCUGCAGCUGCCCGUUGCCCGACUCCAGCGAGAGCUGACGGCACUACGGGAUGACCAAGCAGUCUCCUGGUGCUCCUUGAAGGAGGUGGUCGUGCGAGAUGUCACGUGAUUGACGCUAAGCAAUUCAUUGGCUUAAACGAGUGUGGCUUGUCUUGGUAGUCAAUAGGAACCGGAAAUUAGCCAUAAUUGGAAGUUUUUUGCAACUUAUACUUUUUAUUGUUUGACAUUCAUUGUGGACAACAAAGAAGGAAUGGUGUGGCAAUCACAAUAAAACUGUUUUUAUUUGAUUUUCGCGUUUGUCAAAUUUGCUGAACUUACUGUAUCAA